Molecule: messenger RNA, 2496 nt
Organism: Hirsutella rhossiliensis
Lineage: Eukaryota; Fungi; Ascomycota; Sordariomycetes; Hypocreales; Ophiocordycipitaceae
Product: slx4 endonuclease domain-containing protein
Exons: 5
Coding region: 1-2496 (831 amino acids)
Biological process (GO): DNA replication; DNA repair; regulation of DNA-templated transcription
Cellular component (GO): Slx1-Slx4 complex; nucleus
Molecular function (GO): 5'-flap endonuclease activity; DNA binding
Source: RefSeq, a predicted model, not a curated record
AUGCGCUUUGCGCUCUCGGCUCCUGGACUACGGGCUGCUGAAGCUGCAGUUUCUUCGUCCCCCGAGCUUCCCUCCAUUCAGGAUAUCCUGUCACAGAAGCCUCCGCGCCCGCCAUUAAAAAGUGGAAGCAAAUCCGCGCCGAUUCCGCAAAACGCGACGACGACGUUCACGAGCGCCGGCAGUCUCUGGAGGUCGCUGCAAGCGGAUGACUCGCCAAAGUCAAGUUCCAAUCCGAGAGUCGCCAAUCAAACAGCCUUGGAGGAGAUUGACACAUCGGUCUCCGUCAUCGAGAUACAAUCAAAGGACGCCCCCCAGAAGCGCAAGCCGCGCCGGCGGAAUCGAGCGGCCCCCAAGCGCGUCGAGGCACCGAUCGAAACAUCGACAGACUCCAAUUUGCACGCUGACAAUCAACCAUGGAAAAAGUACAAGUCACCGAGCAAGAACACCGCUGACGCGACCACCGAGUCGAAGCUUAAUGCCAGAGAUGGCCCGACACCAGAGUCCGUCCCCGACAACGACUCGGAACAAAUCCGCAGCUGCUACUUCAAGUCGCCGGAGCCACAAAAGUCAACAAAAGCGAGAGCGGUUAAAGAGGCGGAAAACGAACCACUCAAUCUUGAAGUCGCGAUGACCCGAAGGACAGACUGGACUCCACCCGCGAAAAGAAGGAACGGCGAGACAUCGGAGCCAUUCGAGAACUUGCUUGCAUCCUUCAAGUGCAGCCAAAAUUUGCAGCAAGAGACAGGCUCCAACUCAACAAGUGAAGACUCGAGCUUUCUGAGAAAGCGAAAGUUACUCGAACUCGUUCCGACGAGUUUAGUCGAUGGCCCGGGACCCGUGAAGCCGGAUCAGUCGCCGACGAGGCGAAAAGCGCCAAAGAAGAAGACCCGAACCAUCACAGAAAUCGCCACCGCCGCCUACAGGCCACAAACUCAACCUGACCAGGUCGCGGCACCGGUGAGCGAGCACCAAGGAUCAGGGGCGACGAAGCCCGCGGCGAUCGGUAAUGGAAAGUCUAAGCCGCGGAAGCGGCCGGCGAAGACGUCUAAGAAAAAACAGCCGCCGCCCAAGCCCAUUCUCUUGUCUCCGGGAGCAGCAUUGAACCAGGUGGCCCGGCAGGAUUUCGUCUUUGGCACUUCCAGUCAACUAGCACGUGAGCAGUCUCCCACCUUGUUGCGUGACCUCCAAGCAGUCAUGAGGGCCUCCAAUCAGCUGGACUUGGUUGAAUUCACGACACCGCUCAACAGUGAUGCUUUGGAGCCCCCGGAGAAGCGACAGACGCUUUGGGAUGCAGGAGCGAGAGACGCAGAUGGGGAUUUGUUUGAUGUCGAGGUUCGCAACUUUGCGGACGGAUCCGGACUUCCAGAACCUGCCACGGAGGCCGAUCCCUUUGGCUAUGUGCGAUGCGACAGAGACGAUGUUAUCUCCCUGCCGGAAUUGCUCGCUGUUGACGAAGCCCGAGAUGAUGACUCAUUUGUCAAUCUGUCAGACAUUCUAAUGCCGCCCGGGCAGAGCAAGCCUCUAGAGAUCAUUGACGUUAGUUCCAACCUGUCAGGAAGCGAGCUGCCCGCGUGCAUCGAAAGUCCGCCGCAGACUGGGUCGCUCGCCGAAAAUCAACACAGAAUGACGAAUGGACGAGAAGAGGACGAUGGAAGGCAAUAUAAGGAUGCCUCGGAAUGUCAGCCAACUUCUGGCAUGCCACCCCCAGAGCCGUCUUUCGAGCGCUACUCGGACGCACAAUUGGCCAAGCAGGUUGCGCAAUACGGCUUCAAACCAAUCAAGAAGCGAACGGCCAUGGUUGCUCUCCUCACCCGGUGCAGGCAAGAGAGCGCUCGGCCGGGGCACGGUGUAGUUGGAUCAACAUUCGCCACAGCCAAGGAGAAACGACCUCGGGGUCGUCCGAGAAAACCCUCGGAAUCACCCCGAAGACCGCGGGGCAGGCCCAGGAAAGACGCCGGCUCGCCCUCACCACGGAUCGCAGCCCCGACGUCUGCCAAGGAAGCCUUCAAGGACAGGAGCCCGGCUCCAGCCACCCCGAAGCGCAAAGAAAAGGCGCCCAGAAGGGUCAUUGAGAUUCCUGACUCGCAGUCCGAUGCUGAGGGGGAUUCAUCGGCGUCGCCUUGCUCGUCUCCCGAGCCGACCUUUUCGCCGGCGCAGCCGGUAGACCUGAGCCUAACCGUCGACGAGGACACAGAGCUCUCUCUGGCGACGUCCCCUACCAACCAGCAGACGUGCCUGUUCACGUACAUCACCAAGGCAGUGACGACGGCGCCAAGGACGACGGACCCGGCGCAACCGUCGUGGCACGAGAAGAUGCUCAUGUACGACGCAAUUGUGUUGGAGGACUUGACAACGUGGCUUAACUGCGGGCAGCUCACGCGGGUUGGCUGCGACGGGGAGGCGAGCGUGGGCGAGGUCAAGAAGUGGUGCGAGUCCAAGAGCAUAUUGUGUCUAUGGGAAAAGAACUUACGUGGCAAGGAGAGGAAGCGUUAUUGA